CCCUGCCAGCGCCGAAGCGAGCGGAGCCGCGCGAGCCCGGCGGCCUUUGAGGGAGCCAGCGCCCGCCCGGGCGGCCAGUCCGGCGGGGCGCGGCGGCGCUCGGGGGAAACCGGCCAGGCCCGCGGAGCCGGGAGGGUAGCGCAGGGUAGGGCGAAGGCGAGGCAGCCCGGGAGAGAGGCCCGAGCCGCCCCGGUGCCUUCUUUGCCCCAUUGGCAGCCACCGGGCGCUCGGGGCCGCGAGGCGCGGAGCCGUGAGCGAGCGCGCAGGAGGCGGUGGAGCCUAGCGGAGGCUGCGCGCCCCGUGUGCCCGGCCGGGCCCGCCGCGCCUCCUCCAUCGCCUCCCUGGUGCCUCGCUCACCCCCUCUGCUUUCCUUUGCUUCUUCUGCUCAGCCCCGCCGUGCCGAGAUCCCUAGACCUCGUGCGUUCAUCUCGGCAGUGCUGGACACCGGUCCCCCAGACCACCGCCGCCUCCCCUCCCCCGGGACUCGAAGGAAUCCGGACUUUCCUCAUCGUGGAUCGAGCCGACUGCCGGCUAGGCUGAGCGGAUUCUCCGGCCGCUCCGGACGCCGCCCGGGCCGGAGCACGGACAUUCUGGGUCCUGACUGAGUGCACCCCGGACGCCUGUCAGUGCCUGCUCGGAAAGGGCAAGGCAAGCCAGGGGCAGGACAGACCCCGGAGGGGCCCCAGACCCGCCGAACUGGACUGGACAGAGAGAAUCGAGAACCCUGCGGAGCCCGGGGAAUGCCGGGCGUGGGCUGAGGGGAUCCCGGCGCCCUCCCCAGCCCUCCGACUUUGGCUCAGUCGCCCGGACCGGACCGGCGUCGCCUCGGCCCGGGUCACCUGUGGCCUCGGGGCCCCUGAGCCCACCGGACCCUUGCAACCCGUAGCCUGGCGGGCGUGGUGGGAGAUUUUUCCUGCCCCCUUCCCCGGAGUGCAGAGGCCCCGCCCCCUCCCACCGCCCAGAUGUCUCCGGUCACAGCUCGGAGGACCUUCCUGAGGCCAGGAGCCGAAGGGUCCAGAGAGAGAAGUCCGCCCUAGGGGAGCCUUGGGGGCCCCCCAACCUCGUCUUGGGGCUCGGCCCCCGACGCUGCUUGGAGGAAAGACCGGUGCCCCCAUCCUCUGGGGCUGCCCUCCUCCAAUCCAGGUCCCUCUCCUGCGCUGUUCACAUCUGGAGCCCCCUCCACAUCUGGAAGACCCUGACAAUCGUCCCUCUGCAGGUUCAGCUGCGUCUAGAGACCUCUGCCUUUGUAACUGCCUAGGAGUUGCGAGGGGAUUGCUGCCUUCCCCCAUCCCAAGGGCAUCUCUUACCCUAGUCCUUGCAGAAUCAUCCCCCUGCCUCCACACCCAGAUUCAGGCAAAGAUCAGCUUUGUACACCACAGGCUCUUCAAGUCCUGGAAGCUGUUCUUGGGCCCUAAGGUCCCUCCCCUUGCCCUCUUGUGUCCUCACCUUGACCCCCCCCCCCCCGACUCUGUCUCCCUCUGGGUGCUCCAUCCCCCACCCAGAGGCAGAGUAGGUCGAGUGGCAGGCUGCAGGGGUUGGGUGAGGGCCGCCCAAGGCCAGGGUAGGCUGGGGGGCCGUUAAGAUGUGGAGCUCUGCCCGGCCGAGGGAGGCUCCGUGGAGGCAGGCAAAGCGUGUGCCCCGCUGGGGCGAGUAUGGGCAGGCUUGCGGCCACGUGGUGAAGGAUGAACAUUCGGGGUGCCCCAGACCUCGGGCAGCCCAGUGACAACCCCAACAGUGGUGGAGAGAGAGAGCGGAUUCGACAGCGCAUGAAGAUGGUCAUCGGGCAACUUGAAGGCAUCCUGAAGGAACUCAAAGAAGUGGCUAAGGAGCUGAGGGAGGUGGUGAGUCAGAUCGACAAGCUCACCUCUGACUUUGACUUUGAACUGGAGCCAGACGACUGGACCACGGCCACUGUGAGCAGCACCUCCAGCAGUGACAAGGCGGGUGUGGGCGGCCCCUUUGACACGGGCCACCUGGACUUCAUGACAGCCGAUAUCCUCUCAGACAGCUGGGAGUUCUGUUCCUUCCUGGACGUCUCCACCCCAUCGGACUCCGUGGAUGGCCCUGAGGCACCACGGCCAGGCGCAGGCCCUGACUACCAGCUCAUGAAUGGUGGUUUGCCCAUCCCCAACGGGCCGCGAGUGGAGACGCCAGAUUCCUCCAGCGAAGAGGCCUUCAGUGCUGGCCCUGCGAAGGGUCAGGGACCCCAGCGGACCCCAGGGACGAGGGAAAGGGUGCGGUUCAGUGACAAAGUGCUCUACCACGCUUUGUGCUGUGAUGAUGAAGAGGGCGAUGGGGAGGAGGAGGCAGAGGAGGAGGCAGGCCUGACCCCAGAGCUGCCCCACGUGGAGCCACACACAGGCCCCCUCAAGCCCUCCCCAGCCCCCCAAAAAACCAGGCGCUCUCCGUUGACUACCCGACGCCUGGGCCCCACGUUGGCUCCAGAACAGACCCGGAGGGUCACAAGGAACAGCAGCACCCAGACAGUAUCAGACAAGAGCACGCAGACAGUGCUGCCGUAUACGGCCACCAAACAGAAAACCAAGGGCAAGAACUAGGGGCUGGGGAGGGGGGAAUGCAUAGAGCUAUAAAUAUAUAUAUAUUUAAACAAACAGUCAUAAUAAAAUUCAUAAAUACUAAGGAUCCGGGCCCACAGGCCCCAAAGCCUUCAAGAAAGCUCAUAGUAAAACAAUCAGAUGUCCAGAGUUUACCCUCUCCUUCAGAUGGCAGGGUCCUAAGGGAGCUGAACCCUGCCGUGCCCACUGCAAGCCCCCAGCACCACAGAGGUCUCUGACUGCUGGCCUGGGCCGUGUCCUAGAGACAAGCUAAGGGAAGAGUAUCCCAGGGCAGGGAUAUAAGGACUUAGAACCCCCGGGUUGGCAUCACUGUGGCUAGACCCAAAAGGACUCCAUCCUCCUGCUCAGAGCUCCGUGGAGAGACAGCCCCACCUCACACCCCUCCCCCACCCCGCAUUUUAGGAUUGCCCCCAACACUGAGAGGGAUACCCCCUGCCCUGGGGGAGGCUGGCAGCCACAGAGCAAAUCUGAGAACUCAGUCCUCUCUGAUUCAGCUCCCAGUCUCAGCUCUGGAGUUCAGAAUUCUCUGAGUGGUUCCAAGGUUUGUGGAUUGUGAUGGCAGCCACCACAGAGCUGGGAACCAAGAUACAGAUGUACUUGAUCAUCCACACUAGGCAGGCGGUGGGGAGGGGGACCCAGUGUCUCCACCUGACUCCUACUUCUUCACACCCAGCCCCUUAGCUCACCUUAAUACAUCCUGAAUAACAACAGAGCUUCCUCUGCAACUGCUCCCCCCAGCAACAGCACCCAAAAGUCCUAAGGGUGAUAAUGUUAGUCACUGUUCCCUUUAUUGCAGACCACUGUGCUGAAUACACCAUCUAGCAUUAUCUUACUGCCCCACUUCUCAGAUGAGGAGGCUGAGGUUCAGAGACGUGAAAUAAGUGGCCCAAGGUCACUGAGCCUCUGCUUUCCUGCCCCCAAGAACAAAAAGUUUCCAGGCUAUGCCCGUCCCUGUUAUACAGCAGCCAUAUCACCUUGGGCAAAUCCAUUUUCCUUUUUGAACCUUUCUACUUCAGCUGUAAAAUGGAUCUGAUAGUGUUUACCACCUCCGUAGCUGACACAGGGAUCCAGUAAUUGGUGAGUGUACACACUGGAGAUAAUUUGGAGGCACUACACGCCUACUGUGGUCUGUGGGCCAGCCCACAUCUCCGAUGACUUCCAGGGUAGAGGGGCUGAGUGGAAGCCAUUUCCACGGGGUCAAGAGCCAUCCUGAAUUAAAAGUAUCACAUGGUUUUGCCCCUACAAACAACUUGAGGCCAGAAGAUGGCCGCAUCGUGACUUACCCCACCUGGAGCAGAGGGGUAAGGUUGGUUCACUGCUGAGAGUCUUGGUCCUGAGGCCUUCCUGGGACACAAUUCUGUUAAUGCAAAACACCAGGAGGGGCCUUAGAAUCUGCUAGCACCUGCUGCCCCUGCUUGGGGAGGGGCUGUGUAAUCCCAGAGUGAGGACUAACAGGCUAGUUUAGGGGGAAUACCAAAGCAUGGCUGGAGCUCUGGCAGACCUACAGUAUCACAGGAUGAAACCUGUCCCACCUGAGGUGAGGUCAGAGCCCUUCCAAGUCAGUGUGGUGCAGCCACCAGCAUCGAAGUCCAGUGGUGGCCAGCUGGGGCUAGCUCAUGCCAGUGGGCCAGCAAGGUCCUGGCCUCCCUGACUGAACAGUUCCCAUACAUCCCGUUCUCCCUCUGAGACUGGUUUUUUCCCUCAGCAGUGGUAGGACUGUUUUUCUCAUCAUUGCAACCACUGUGGAGAUGAAACCUACAGAACAGUUCUCAUUUCACAGGGGAAGAAACAGGCCCAGGGGCAGGGUCUCUGAGAGCCCCGAGUGAGAGAUUUUUUUCCCCUUCUUAAAUCCCUCCUCUGACCCACGUUCAUAUGACUACGUUAGGUCACAGAUAACCUCAACUACUUGUGCCCAGGUGGGCGUGUAGAGUGAGUGUGUCCUGGCUUUAGAUACAGGUUCACCGUGGCGAAGGUCCAGAAAGCUUUUGGCCUGCUCACCAGAUCCGGACCUCACUGACAGAGGGAUAGGAUUGCCAAGAGCUUAAGACUUGAAACCCUGACCCUGCACACCCAGGGAGAAAAGGCAUCCUUAGAGCACACAAAGCCAUCCUGGGCCCCUCCUCCACCAGUCAGCUGUGCCUCCUGCUCCUCCCUGCCUCCAGGCCUGGCUGGUGUCUGGCUCUCUCCUGGGGAGAGGUCUGCUCCAGCAAGUAGGAUUUUGCCUGGUACCUGCUGUGUGCACUUUCUUGUGCUGUGGGUGCUCUGGACGAAGCGGGAGGGAUCCAAGCCAGAGAGGAGGCUAAGCAUGAUAAAUAACUCCAUUUAAUGAGCACAUACUACGCACUGGGAUUGUGUAAACGUGUGCCUUUUAUCAUUCCUUGCUCACAGAAAUUCCAAAGUAUGUCAUUUUAACUUGUGCCUGUUUUCCAUACUGGGAAACUGAGGUUCCGAGAAAUCAAGUCACCUACUAAAGGACAUGCAAUUUGAGUUAGGGACCCAGUAUUCAACCCCAAACGCGGCUUCUUAGCACUCAGGUAUGUGCUGGCAUAAGGAUAGACAUUAGGAGGCCCAAGAACCCUGUGAGUCUUGGAGGGUAAGAGAUGUGUUGGAAGGAGGAAGCUGAUGAACCUUCUGUUUGGGGAGAACUUGGCUGCUGUCAACCUGUAUGUCAGAGGCGCUGUCUCAGCCUGAAACUGAAUGGAUCAUAGAUUUGAUAAAUAUUUGUCAAAUGUAUUAAUGAGCCCCCCCCCCUUGCAGCAGGGACAUCCACCGUGUAUUCAUUCAGUCAGCCAACAUUGAAAAUGUUGCCAGAUCUCGUGUUGCUUGUGUGUGCAGGCAUGUACAGUCACGCACCUGCAAACACUCCCACGUUAACUCUCUCUGCCCUGUGAGAGUCUCCCCUGUGGGGUGUCUGGAAGUUGGACAGGAAUGAAGAAUGUGAAGCUUCAGCCUUGACAAGUCACAGGUGUAUGCGAGGAUGCAUAGGGGGAGAAAAUGUCAGAAGCCAGGGGAGCCAGUUUGGUGAGGAAACCAUUCAGAACCACAUCCUCAGGGCUGGAGGCUCCUCCUGCGGACACCACCUUGGUGGAUAGGCACACCACCGUGUCCUUGAGUGCCUGUGGAUAAGGAAGAUCCUUGUCUCUGUUGUCGUGGGAACAGGGAGCCAACUAUGGAGCUGGCAAGAGGUGGUUUGAAGAAACCAGGGGCAGAAAGCUGGGCACACCAUUCAGAGACAACAACAGACAGAGCCGGGCCAUGUUAACACAGGGGAAGGGGCUAGGGGUGGGAAUCCAAGAAGCAGCAGGUCUAGCCCUCCACACACCCUUUUGAAUCCCCACCUCGGUCCCCCACCUCUCCCACCUCCACCUAUUACCCAUUUCUCCUUACAGAACCGAGACUUGUGUAAGAAAACGGGCAUUUAUUGACAACCUGGUGCAUACCAGGCACCAGGCCAUGUCUGUUAACCAACACUAAAUAACAGAUCCAGUUGGGCCCUGUACAGAACAGGUUGUUCAAUACUUAUUUAUUGAGCAAAUGGAUUAACUACAACCAUCGUUUUACAGGUCAGGCAGGGAAACGAAUGAACAAAGGACCUUUCAGAGCUACAAAGCAGGAACUUGGUGUUACUAUAGUUUGUGAAACCUAUGAGAACAGUGUUUAUGGCCCUUCCUUUGGAAUGGGGUACCCCUGGGUACCUAGAAAAGGGGAUGACGGUCAUUUGGGGCUGCUGGGACUUGAAAACAAAGAUGGCUGGAGUGACCACAUGCUAGGUAACAGAGUAAGGUCUUACUGAAACAGAGAGUAAAUGUUGGAGCAAAAAUGGGGCAAAAUGCAAAAGCUGAAGGGCACAAAAUGGAAAAACUGUUAGGAACUUCAGACCUCCCAAGCUCUCACCGUUCCUCUCCAUCCUCUUGGCAAGGGUUCAGGCAGGGAGGGAGAGCAUCUGCCUAGUCUGAGAUGGAGAGGCCAUCUUUAAGACAAGUGUCCAGAAGACUAUCGUGAUAGUCAGGAUUCAUUCAAUGCAUAAAUGAAAACGGCACAGUUAGUGCCUUGGAAUUGUGGGUAUACCAAAGCCCUGGAAAACCACUGCAUUCUAUCUUUCUGCCCCACAGGCCAGCUAGGCAGGAUGCUGAGCUGUGUUCUUUUGAUACACAUGAGCCAGCUGGGAUUUUCAUGGGGCCUGACUCCGCCCACCUGCCUGUCCUGCACCUCAGCCACCAUUCCAUUUACCUCUCCUCCUUCUCUGGUCCCCAGUGAGGAGGUGGUGGGGUCUUGGUUGACCUCAGGCCAACACUGCUUAAGGCCUGGGCCCCAUGCUGAUCGGAUCUGACUCCCUGCCAGGAAAAUUUAAGCUCACAUACCUGCCUGAAGCUCUGCUGUCACUCCUGGCUCUGCUGGGACCUGCAAGGGUCAGGAGUUCUGUGCUCACCUUGCGACAGGGACUCACCAUCGGUCCUUCCUGCAGUCCUCUCAGACGUGUCACAGAAACCCAAUCUCAAGGGCUGCUCCGCCACCUUCUGCUUCCCAGAAGACAGGGCAGAUGGGGCUCAGGACAAGGUACAACCCAUGGAAGAGGUUUGGACGGAGGUCUGGGGCCUGGUGCCUUUUGGUUCUUUCUCAUUUCAUUUUUUAAAAAAAUUUAUUGACAUGUUAAUCAUGCAUAAUAGUGGGUUCCAUUAUGACAUUGUACACAUAUAUAAAGU
Microtus oregoni (creeping vole) is the source of this 7279-nucleotide messenger RNA. RefSeq names its product inhibitory synaptic factor 1 (gene Insyn1). Bases 1683 to 2558 code for a protein of 291 amino acids. NCBI's taxonomy places the organism in Eukaryota, Metazoa, Chordata, Mammalia, Rodentia, Cricetidae. The transcript has 3 exons. Gene Ontology annotation, cellular component: postsynaptic density. Gene Ontology annotation, biological process: inhibitory postsynaptic potential. The record is from RefSeq and is a predicted model, not a curated record.